AACAUUAUUCACCUCUACACCGUGUGAAUAUUGUUCAAACCCCUCAUCUUAAGAUCUCAGUCUCUUUCAGUUUCUUCGUCUUCUUCUUCUUCCUUCUCAUCUUCCUCCUCUUCUCUUUGCUCGAGCUUUCUGUUCUCAACUGCUUCGCUUAACUUUUCGCACACUUCCUCCUUUACUUGCUUUUCGUCUCCUCCAACUGUUAUUUACUGUUUGGUGCUCUUGUUUGGCUUCUUCAUUCAACUACUGUGUUUAUUAUUGCUUUGUGCGUGAAACUGAUCAUAACCUUGAACCUGUUUUCAUUACCUAUCUCAAAACUUCAGGAGGACAAACAGCAAUUGACAAUGCAACCUGAGUUUUGUAUCACCCGCCCAAGCGGAGCUGUCACUGCACUUAUUGCAGUCGACGAAUUGCCUCCCUUUGUAACCAUUCGUGGUGUUCCUCGCUGUCUAGGUCAAAUCGACCAUGCGAAUGGGAUGGAGAAUCUGGGGACUGUGAACGCUCGUGGUCAGUUCUAUACCAUCGACGUCGCUGUCAAUGGCAAUACUCAUGCCAUUAAUGCUGAAAUGGCCAAUGGAGAGUCCAAUGCGGAAACGGCUAUGGCACCCCAGUCUGCUAUUACGAUUGGUGGGGAUGGAAUCUUUCGUCAAGCUAGGGGUGUUGAUGCUGUGAUUUGGAACCCCAGUUCUGAGGAACGCACCAUUAUGGCGUGGAGAAACGGAGUAAACGACAACACUGUUGCCAACACUGGCCAGGAGCUCGUGAAGUUGGAUGACACCCCAUCCCGAAACAUAGGGGCCGGGUCUCAGAAUGUGAAAAACCCAAAAACCACUCCCAAAAAGGAGUAUUGCUCUUACUGGAUCCGUCGCGGGGAGUGUGACUAUGCGCAGCAGGGAUGUCUUUACAAGCACGAUAUGCCUAGAGAUGCUGAAACCUUGGGACGCCUUGGGCUUCGUGAUAUCCCCCGCUGGUAUCGUGAGAAGUAUAAGGUCAAAAGCAUCGUUGGGUCUGAUGGAAACGACUCACGCACGAUCGCUGGACGUAGCUGGAGGCAGACGGGCCCAAUGGCACCAGUCCCAGUCCCUAGAUUCGCGUUGCCUCCCCCAAGAUUCAACGUAGGGGUCACUGAAGGAGAAGUUGCAAACGGUGCACUUAGCUACGCUCCAGUUGCUGGCGCGACUUUUGGUCCAAAUGAGGCCCGAUUUGCCCGUGAGAUGGGAGUGCACAUGAUGCAUCCUGCUAUCCGCUCUUCUCUACCAGAAGAAAUCAAUAGGGGAUUGUCCAUGGCUGGUGACAAAGCAGUUUGGGGAGAUUUCGGCCUUGUUUCACAGAGUUCUCAAGGCAUGUUGGCAGGAACUCCUGUCCAGACUGUAGGCUGUAACAAUGUGAUGGAUGUCAUUCAGCGAUCUGCUGUUCAUGAGCCUGUUGGCUUCUGUGCACCCAGCCCUGCGGUUCCCACUGGGGUGAACACUAUGGCUUUUGUCAACCCUGCAAACACUGCAGCAAACCAGCAUCCGCACAGCCAGAACAAUGGCUCUGGAACUCACUCCAUCUGGGCUGUGACUAACCGCAUCAACAAUGACAUGGCCUCCCGCCUCCUUCCUCCAUUUAACUCCAUGGCUGUGACUGGGCCGCAGCGACCAAUGACUCCUGAACCACUUGCGACCCACAAGUUGAAUCCCUCUGCUUUCAACAGCCCGUUCCCAGCUGAAGGCGCGAUCCGCAACACGCCGGCUUCGACCACCUACAGCCAUGCCGGACGCGUUUCCUCCUUCUCAACCCCUGUCCGCUCUCCGCCUCGCAGGCAAGCCUUCCGCUCUGCCAAUUCCGCAUGGGCAAUGGAGCCUGUUCGUGGCACUGCAACACCUGGUCCUAAUGAAAACACCACCGGUACUCGCGCCGCCCAUUUCGGUGACAUCGUCCGCUAUGGCAGUCCCAACCCCUCUCUCAAGCCAAUUGGGCACAACCAGAACGGUAUGGAUUGGCGUCAGCGCCGUAUGAAGCAGAUUGCAAAGAAUGAUCCCUUUGGACUUGGCCUCAAUGACGGCACCAGCCGCCAUGAACGCAACUAAAAGGUUUCUAUCAGAGCAGAGCUUUCUUAAAGGCUACAUUCCCUGCGCCUAUCCUCCUCCCAACUGAGGUGAUGGAUUUUCGCUUCGCCCAAUAAUUCUUGGGUUUUGAGACCAGAGACGUCCUGAGUUUUUCUUUUCGAUUCUUGAUGUUGUUAAGUGAAUGACAAUUGCCCCCUGUCCCCUUAUUUUCAAACAACCCCUUUGUAAUUGUUUAUUUUUUUCAUUUUUUUCAUUUUCAUUUUUCUUUUUAAUCAUUCAAUCAGGCCUUUUCCUUGGUGUACCCUUCGAAGUCAGAUUCAUGUACUGAGCACCUAUAUGUUCAGUCCACUGUAUUGGAUUUCUUGUGAUAUAAUAGCGUUGGACCAAAGAUAUUGGGUCCCCCCUUCCCUUCGAUGGCUGUGUUCCGCAAGCCUAUAACCCACUGCACCUCUGUUUAUUAUCACUGAGGCGGAAAAAAUAUACCCCUGAAGAUGCGUAUGAUUUUUUCUUUUUUUCUUUUACGAUCAGCACAGGCAUGUUUCUUUCUGUAUUUAGUUAGGUUCAGCAGCACCCGCCCAUUCCCGCGGCAUUGAAAGAUGGUGGCUCAGCUUGUUCCCCCCCCCUAAGAUAGCGCUAUUAUAUGAAUUAAAAAAAGAAAAAAAAAUUUGUCUCUUUUGGC
Messenger RNA from Blastomyces gilchristii SLH14081, 2727 nucleotides. RefSeq lists its product as uncharacterized. The transcript has 3 exons. Lineage: Eukaryota; Fungi; Ascomycota; Eurotiomycetes; Onygenales; Ajellomycetaceae. Gene Ontology annotation, molecular function: metal ion binding. The coding region runs from base 342 to 2069 and encodes 575 amino acids. The record is from RefSeq and is a predicted model, not a curated record.